UUAAGCUUUGUUUCAGAAAGGACUUUUGGUGCAAUGGUGAGCAGCGAUGUGCUUCCACAGGUUUCUGUACCGGAGAUGAAUGAGUUCUUUGAUCCUUCCUCAUCGGAUUCUCAAGAACUACAUGUCCUUGCCGUUGACAAUAGCCUCGUCGAUCGAAAAGUUAUCGAACGUUUGCUCAAGAUCUCCUCUUGUAAAGUGACGGUAGUAGAUAGUGGAACGAGAGCUCUUCAAUUUCUUGGAUUGGAUGGGGAGAAGAACUCUGAUGGAUUCAAUGGUUUGAAAGUUAAUAUGAUAAUAACGGAUUACAGUAUGCCUGGAAUGAACGGAUAUGAGUUGCUCAAGAAAAUCAAGGAAUCUUCGACUUUCAGAGAGAUUCCAGUGGUGAUUAUGUCUUCGGAAAACGUAUUGCCUCGAAUCGACAGAUGUUUGGAGGAAGGAGCAGAGGAAUUUAUUGUGAAACCUGUAAAGCUUUCGGACGUGAAACGAUUAAAAAUUAGAGUUGGUAGUGGAGGUGAAGCCGAUGCGAGAUGGAUCCAACAUAGUCACAAGAGAAAAUUGCAAGAUGCUACUACCACAGAUCUAUCAUCAUUAUCUUCAUCUCCUUCAUCAGCAAGGAAUAAGAAGAACAGAAGAUACCACAGUUGCUUCUACUCCGUUUAG
Molecule: messenger RNA, 660 nt
Organism: Telopea speciosissima
Lineage: Eukaryota; Viridiplantae; Streptophyta; Magnoliopsida; Proteales; Proteaceae
Product: two-component response regulator ARR5-like
Exons: 4
Coding region: 34-660 (208 amino acids)
Biological process (GO): phosphorelay signal transduction system; cytokinin-activated signaling pathway
Source: RefSeq, a predicted model, not a curated record